GAGGAGGAGGAGGAGGAAGCGCGCGGAUGUCAAACGGGACACUAACAUCGUGCAGCGAUCCGGACGAAGAAAUUACAGGGGACGUGUCCGAUUUGCUGACUUCCGUCUUAGACGCCAUGGAAGCUUUGGCUGACGAGCUGCAGAACAACCCUUCCCUGACGUCACAAAUGGAAUGUCUGGCCAAUCAGCUGAUCGGCUUAUCAGCUGAUCUGCGGAGCGGGAAUCUCGAACCUCCGUCGGAUGUCGAUGCUCUUUUGAACCGAACGCAGGAUUUGCAGGAUGGACUCGCCGAUUCCUUAUCCGAAGCCAGGAGUGCCCUGCGGGAGGUGGCGAGUGCCCUGGAGGCGAAGGAGGCCGAGGUGGAGGCGCAGGAGGGGGAGAUCGAGUCGCUGCAAGGUGGAAGUCCUCCUGAAGGAAGAUGCUGACGGAGGCGGUGACGGUGGCGGAGGAGAUGCUGACGGAGGCGGUGACGGAGAUAAUUCUCAGCCGGAGAUGCCAGAUCUGCUGCCUGAACCGACUGAGUCAGAAAUAUCUACUGAGUCAACCGAGUCAGCGACCGAAUCAGUAGUGAUUCUGAUUGAAGCAACUGAACUACUGAUGGGGUCGACUGAGCUGCCGAUGGGGUCGAGUGAGCCAUUUAUCGAGUCGACUGAAUCAGCAGCUGAAACCUCAACCGACACAGCCACGACGGAGGUUCCAGUCGACCUGACGGAGAUGGAGCUGGCGCUGAACGAGACGCAGGAGGAGCUGGAGGAGACGGAGGCGGUGCUGGGGGAGCAGGAGCAGCAGCACGCGAACCUGACGCAGGAGAGGCAGCUGCUGGACCAAGCCCUCAACGAGACGAGCGAGUCCACGCAGGCCCUGGAGGAACUGAGCGAGGCGCUGGAGGCCGGGGGGAGGCACCGACGGAGGCGCGACGCGAGCGGCAACUUCACGCUGCCUUACUGCCCCGAGGGCGAGGACAUCAGCGGGACAGUCCUCGCGAUGAUCCAGACGGUGGUCGCUGACGGCGUGUCCAGCUGCCUGACGCAGUUCAUCCGCCUCCUGAAGGACAAGAUCGAGGCCGGGGACGUGAGCCUCAGCGAGGAGGACAAGCGGAGGGCGAGGAACGCGACGAGCGAAGGGCUGGCGCGGAGGGAGGAGGAGAUGGCCGCGAUACAGGCGACGAAGGAGAAGGUCGUCGAGAAGCUGCGGAACGUGACGGAGAACAUCGCCAAGCUGCAGGAGCUGAAGGAAGUGCUGCAGAAGGAGAUCGAGAAGAAGAAGGAGGAGAUCGAGAGAGUACGAGAGGAGGAGGAGGAGGAGGAGGAGGAGAUCAAAGAGCAAGACCGGCCGCCAACGGUGGGGGUUCCCUCCGAAACGCCCGGUGCAGUUCUGGAAACGACCCCCGACGCCCCUGAGCCUCCGCCCGUUUCAGAAACAGGACUGAUAGACAUGGUAGAAGUAACCAGCGAAGUCCCGCCAUUAUUCGCACCGGAAACAACCGACGCUGAACCGCCCGAAGGCCCGACGGAGAACCCGGAGACGCCGACCACCGAACCCGUCGCUGUCCCCGUCUCCUUCCUUCCCGACAAGGGACAGACAGACAUCAAACUCCUCCUGAACGUUACCGACGACGAGACCAACACCACCGCCGGGGUCUUCGUGGCCAUUAACUUCACGGACGCCCUCAGCCACGACUUCGCAGACGGGGGCCAAGUCACCGUCGACGUCAGAGCGCAGAUGACGGGACCCAACGGGACGGAGCUUGUGUCGGGUUACUUCGCCAUCCCCGUCGACGAGGACCUCCACGGGGCGGCCCCCUUCCCCGCGGCGGCGUCGAGGCACGUGCACGCCGAGGUCCUCAGCCUCACGCGGGACCCACACGCCAACACGAUCUCUUUCAAGUUCCUGGUGUCCGUAACCCACGCCGGCGUCACCAUCACUUUCUCGAUGGAGGUGCUCUUAGCGCUGAGCGACGACCAGCCCGGCACCGCUACGAUGUCGUCGGUCGCGGUAGAGGAAAGUGCUUAGGGUGAAAACGACUCAACCGGACGACUGAACUAAACGACGGAAAUGGACGACUGAACUAAACGACAGAAUUGAACGACUCAACUGGACGACUGAACCGGACUACUGAACUAAACGACAGAAUUGAACGACUGAACUAAACGACUGAACCGGACGACAGAACUAAACGACUGACCUGAACGACUGAACCUAUCGACCGCCGUUGUGCGCGUGGAAGGCUAGAUCCCUGACGCUCGGCAGGAGAGGCCAGAGCAGCAGGGAUUCAAGGCGAAUGACUCUCAGAAACUAUUUUCCUGUUUCUUCUGCCUUUCCGUUUCUCUGUCACUCUGUUGUCUGUCUGGCUGUCCUCUCUCUCUCUGUCUGUCCAUCUCUUUCUUUCUCUCUCUCU
Molecule: messenger RNA, 2398 nt
Organism: Penaeus monodon (black tiger shrimp)
Lineage: Eukaryota; Metazoa; Arthropoda; Malacostraca; Decapoda; Penaeidae
Source: RefSeq, a predicted model, not a curated record